Messenger RNA from Hevea brasiliensis (rubber tree), 1499 nucleotides. RefSeq names its product E3 ubiquitin-protein ligase CHIP-like. The coding region runs from base 456 to 1247 and encodes 263 amino acids. The transcript has 8 exons. The record is from RefSeq and is a predicted model, not a curated record. Gene Ontology annotation, cellular component: cytoplasm. Gene Ontology annotation, molecular function: protein-folding chaperone binding; ubiquitin protein ligase activity. Lineage: Eukaryota; Viridiplantae; Streptophyta; Magnoliopsida; Malpighiales; Euphorbiaceae. Gene Ontology annotation, biological process: cellular response to misfolded protein; protein polyubiquitination; positive regulation of proteolysis.
UAGAAAAUACAAAGACUGGAAAUUAAUCACCCUUCGCCAACUCCAACCGCCAAUUGAAAUUUAACUUCUACAUCUAGAAUUGUCCUAUAAAACUGUUCUGUGACCUAACCACGUCCCCUACUCGUAACCCAAUCAGUUCUCCCCACACAGAGCCCGUUCCCCUGCAAUCAAGGCUUCCUUUCUUCAUCACAGUCGAUUCAUCUUCACAUCAAUCUACAGUUAUCCCUACGCACAUAGCUUCUUCACAUGCGAUAUGUAAAUUGGGAGAAACUUGUUGAUACAUUUCAGAAACUUCUGGAGAGAGAGUAGCCAGAUUAUAGAGAAAUUGGAUGAUCGCUAGACUUGAAGAGUUUGUGUGAUCAAGAGAACCAUAGAGAGAAUGGGUCCUGGACCUGCAUUUAUUGCUGCUGCUGCCGCUGCUGCUGCCGCGAAACAAGCUGAACUAUUGAGGAUUGAUGGCAAUUCCUAUUUCAGAAAGGACCGAUUUGGAGCCGCCAUCGAGGCUUAUACUGAGGCAAUUACUUUGUGCCCUAAUGUUCCUAUCUAUUGGACGAAUCGGGCUCUAUGUCAUCGGAAACGGAAGUAUUGAUUGGACUAAAGUUGAAGACGAUUGUCGCAAAGCGAUUCAACUUGACCACAAUUCUGUCAAGGCCCACUAUAUGUUGGGACUUGCAUUACUACAGAAGAAUGAGUUAGCUGAAGGAGUAAGGGAAUUGCAAAAGGCUCUGGAUCUUGGUAGGGGUGCCGACCCAAUGGGUUAUAUGGUAGAAGAGAUCUGGCAAGAGCUUGCAAAAGCAAAAUACAUGGAAUGGGAGCAAGCAUCUACUAAGCGUUCAUGGGAACUACAAAGCUUGAAAGAAGCCUGUGAGAAUGCACUUAAGGAGAAACGUUUCCUUGAUAGUUCUCAAACAGAAGGAUUUUUGGACGAGACAAUUGCUCCCCAUUUGAAAGAAUUGGAGGAUUUAGGACAAGUGUUUAAGAGAGCUGCAGAAGAUGACACGCCAACCGAGGUGCCAGAUUACCUAUGUUGUAAAAUUACACUUGAUAUAUUCCGUGAUCCUGUCAUUACGCCAAGUGGGGUUUCAUAUGAAAGAGCAGUGAUCCUUGACCAUCUUCAGAAGGCGGGCAAAUUUGAUCCAAUCACGCGAGAACCACUUGAUCCAUCACAGCUAAUUCCAAACUUUGCGAUAAAGGAAGCAGUCCAAGCAUAUCUUGACAAACAUGGUUGGGCUUACAAGAUGGAAUGAAUAUGAUUGUUUGGGGGUUUACUGAAAAAAGACGUUGAUAUUUGAGCUCAAUGUCUGAGGGGACUAAUAGUAGUGAGGCAGAGCUAAUUCUCUCAAACUCAUGGAGCAUCAUCAAUCAUAUUUGGCAUGUAUUUUUCGCUUGUUCUUCUGUGUGAUCAGUGAUGCCAUGUCACUUGUCAAUUGUGUAUGAGAUCUCUGUCAUCUUUUGAACUGUACAGUUAAUUAUAAUUAUUGCAUCAUUUACUGCUUGUA